Molecule: messenger RNA, 3279 nt
Organism: Phodopus roborovskii (desert hamster)
Lineage: Eukaryota; Metazoa; Chordata; Mammalia; Rodentia; Cricetidae
Gene: Synpo2l
Product: synaptopodin 2 like
Exons: 4
Coding region: 99-3035 (978 amino acids)
Biological process (GO): positive regulation of actin filament bundle assembly
Cellular component (GO): actin cytoskeleton; nucleus; Z disc
Molecular function (GO): actin binding
Source: RefSeq, a predicted model, not a curated record
AGGACAGCCGGACAGGCAGGUCAGACGGGGUACCAGCACCUCAGCUUCUCUCUCAGGAAUACUGUCCAAACUUUGGGGGCCACAGGUCAAGCUGUGCGAUGGGUGCUGAGGAGGAGGUGCAGGUCACAUUAGCAGGGGGAGCACCCUGGGGCUUCCGGCUUCAGGGGGGGGCUGAACAGAAGAAACCUUUGCAGGUAUCCAAGAUCCGAAGACGGAGCCAGGCUGGAAGAGCAGGACUCCGAGAGAGGGACCAGCUCUUGGCGAUCAAUGGAGUUUCUUGCACCAACUUUUCCCAUGCCAGUGCCAUGACCUUCAUUGAUACCUCAGGGCAUCUGCUUGUCCUUACUGUGAGGAGGGUAGCAGAUGAAGGGUCUGUGAGAUCUCCAUCUCCAGGGGGACUUCAAGUGCUGUCACCACUAUCUCCACUGAGUCCUGAGCCCCCGGGUGCUCCUGCUCCCCAGGCUUUUCCACCUGGGAGCCUUCGCUCACCGCCUGACAGUGAAGCUUACUAUGGAGAGACAGACAGCGAUGUUGAUGGCCCUGCCACACAAGAGAAGCCCCGCAGAACCCGCCGACGAGGUCCCACAAGGCCCUCCCUUCCAGGAGCCCCACCUGAUGAGGUGUACCUGUCUGACAGUCCUGCAGAACCAGCACCUGCUAAAAUUGGCUCUCCCAGCCAGGAUGACAGCCGUGUGAGCUCCCCAUCUUGGGAGGAAGGCGCUGCUCUUCAGCCACCCCCGGCAGAAGCACUUCUGUUACCCCAUGGUCCACUCCGGCCUGGUCCUCAUCUCAUCCCUAUGGUGGGCCCUGUCCCACACCCACUGGGAGAAGAUCUUACUACCACCUACACCCAGAAGGCCAAGCAAGCCAAACUGCAACGUGCAGAAAGCCUACAAGAGAAGAGCAUCAAGGAGGCCAAGACCAAAUGCCGGACCAUUGCAUCCCUGCUAACAGCAGCCCCCAACCCUCACUCUAAAGGGGUGCUUAUGUUUAAGAAACGGCGGCAGAGAGCCAAGAAGUACACCCUAGUGAGUUUCGGGGCUGCAGCUGGGACAGGAACAGAAGAGGAGGACGGCAUCCCCCCAACGAGUGAGUCGGAGCUGGACGAAGAGGCCUUCUCGGACGCCCGCAGCCUUACCAAUCAAUCCGACUGGGACAGCCCUUAUCUGGACAUGGAGCUGGCCAGGGCUGCUUCAGGAACAACAGAGAGUCAGAACUCCCGGCUGGGAGGGCAGUUGAGUGAGGUCUCUGGGAGAGGGGUUCAGCUCUUUGAACAGCAGCGCCAAAGGGCUUCCUCCAGUACCCAGGAGCUGACUCAGGUGGGCCCAGCAACCAUGCUAAAUGGGCAGGGUCUGCAGUCACCACCUCGAGCUCAGAGUGCUCCCCCAGAGGCAGCUGUGCUCCCACUCAGCCUUUUCCCGGCCCCCGCAGCCAGACCUAGCCCCUCCUUCCCGGAUGGUGGAGCCCCCAGCCCAGCGCCAAGUAUCUUUAACAGGUCAGCGAGGCCUUUUACCCCAGGUUUACAAGGACACAGGUCAGGUACCACCUCAGUGAUUUUCCGGCCCUUAGCUCCUAAGAAGGCGAAUGAAGGCCUGCAAGCCACCAGCUCCGCCCCGUCCCCCUUCGUGGCCCCUCUUCAGGGGCCCACCCCUCUGCCCAGCUUCACGACAGUGGUGCCCGGCCACACGUCGGUCCCCGGGGCUCCCAUCACCCCACGCUCCUCCGGUCCUGUAACUGCUACCAGCUCCCUGUAUAUCCCAGCCCCAAGCCGGCCCGUUACACCAGGCGGCGCCCCAGAGCCUCCCACUCCUCCUAGCACGGCUGCCAUGACCUCCACCGCUUCCAUCUUCUUGGCGGCGCCUCUAAGAAGCUCUGUGUCCCCGGAGGCGCCCGGCCCCGCGGUCCCCGAGUCUGCCAGCGUUCGGGAGCAGCGCAUCUCUGUGCCAGCUGCCCGCACUGGCAUUCUGCAGGAGGCCCGGCGCCGGGGCACCCGGAAGCAGAUGUUCCGACCGGGAAAGGAAGAGACGAAGAAUUCGCCGAACCCGGAGCUGCUAACGCUGGUGCAGAACCUGGAUGAAAAACCCCGGGCCGGUGGUGCGGAAUCUGGUCCAGAGGAGGACGCUUUAAGCCUGGGAGCUGAAGCCUGUAACUUCAUGCAGCCAUUAGGGGGCAGGAGUUACAAGACCUUGUCUCAAGUGGCACCGAAAACCCCGCCUCCAGUGGCUCCCAAAACCCCAUCCCCGGCAACUCCUAAGACCCCACCCCCUGUGGCUCCUAAACCUGCUUCUCGAGGGUUGCCUGAUGGGCUAGUGAAUGGGUCGACCCCUACGGCUGGAAUUCCUGAGCUCCCAAGGCUGCAGGGAAGGGGUGGGGAGCUAUUUGCCAAGCGGCAGAGCCGUGCCGACAGGUACGUGGUGGAAGCUACACCUAGCGUUUGCCUUAACCAUGGCUUUCGUCCUAGAAGUCCUUCUCCCACACCCUCACUGCCCCCAUCGUGGAAAUACUCACCCAAUAUCCGUGCCCCACCCCCUAUUGCUUACAACCCACUUCUCUCACCUUUUUUCCCCCAAGCUGCCCGAACUCUCCCCAAUAAGAUCCAAUCCCAGGGAUCUCGGGCGACUCCCAAGCAGGGCAUCAAGGCCCUGGAUUUCAUGCGACAUCAGCCGUACCAACUUAAAACUGCCAUGUUCUGUUUUGACGAGGUUCCUUCAACUCCUGGCCCCACUUCAGGGCCUCCCAAAACUGCCCGAGUCCAGGAGAUCCGCAGAUUCUCCACUCCAGCACCCCAGCCCACUGCAGAACCCUUGGCUGCCACUGUGCUUGCCCCCAGAGCGGCUACCACAUUGGACGAACCAAUUUGGAGGGCAGAGCUGGCCUCACCCCCUGUCCCUAACCCAGACCAUCCUCAAGAGUCUUCCAGGAGCUUUGCUGCCACACCCAACUACUGUGGCUUCCAAGUAGCCAGGCCUCGGUUCUCAGCCACCAGAACAGGGUUGCAGGCUCAUGUGUGGAGGCCUGGGGCAGGGCACCAGUGAACAGGAAAUAAUAGGUCCCAGGACCAAGUAAUGGAACUUAGAGUCCCAGAAGUUCCGUCUGCUUUUCCUACUGUUUUUUUUUUUUUUCUCCCCGUAUCUCCUCUUGCCAAAAAUAGUGUUCCCCUUCAUUUUCCUCAACUCCUUGCUGCCGCUUUUUAACCUAUUCUCUUUGUUUUGAUAUCUUCUCUGUAUUUCCCUGCCUGGAUCUGUGGCUUCUCCACCCAGAGGUCUCAGCAGAUUUUUU